AUGGACACAGAGACGAAUCGUGUCAACUCGACUCUAUCCUUGAUAUCAUCCGCUGAUCUCACCCCAACAGAGCACUGGCUGCUGAAGAGGUUCCUCUGUCAUGCGGUCGAUCCCGAAUACGCGGCGCAGUAUGUCGCCAGGAGAAUCGAAGCCCAUGCUCCUAACGAUGUCGAAGGCGUCCUGCGAGAUUUGAAGAGCGAGUGGAAACAAGUGACCCAGAAAUUCUCGCGGCGAGUGGAUGUACCGCUAGGUCUAGAAGGCCUGGUCCGACGCCGGGAUGGCGAUCAAUGCUGUCUGGUUGGUUCUAAGGUUGAUCCGAGCGCUAGAGGCUUUUCGCGUGCGGAACCUGCUUGGAUCAUUCCACCUAACAUCUUCCAUGAUGACCAACUAGUCCCUGAAACAAAGGAAUCGCUUUAUCCGCUCUUGGAUGCCUAUUUUACGCCCGCCAAAGUAUCCCAACUACAAACCAUGCUCUCUGAGCCGAGCCACGAACGGGCACUCGAGAACCUUUGGCUUCUAUCACCGGGUGCUCACACCGCUUUCCGGGCUGGUCACAUCGAGGUUGUGGCAUCGACAUCUGCUGGCGAAUGGACUGACCAGGCCGAAUUGCAGCAAAAGGACGGCAACUCCAAGCACUAUGUGGCUAGUACGCACCCAAAAGAUUAUAAGGAUUUUCCUCUCAGCGAUGGUACUACUUUCGCCGGAUUCCAACACUUCAAGAUUGAUACUCUCGACCCAGCGACGUAUUGCCUACCCAGCCCAACCUUAUUCCGUACCCACUACAGAAUUGCCUCCGCAGUGCAGCUCUUUCAUGUCGAAGACCUUAUAGCUGCCGGCUGGCCUAGGCUUUCUACAUUCACUUGUGGGAAAUCCACCCUACAGAUACUGCGCAAGUGCUGGCAUCUUGUGCCCAAGGCCGGCAGAGUGUGCGCUUACCAACUCCUGUCUCGACUCGGAGAGUACCUUUAUCCGCUCGAAACCGGUACCGUGGUCAGACGGCUCCCUCUGGGACUAUACAUGAAAACAGUCGGGCGCUCCCAACAGAACGAGGGCAUGGCCUUGCGCUUGGUUGAACAACACACAUCGAUUCCAGCGCCCCUCUGCAUUGACAAGUACCAAGAAGGCGAGGACGGAAUUCUCAUCAUGACAACGGUCCAGGGCCAGACGCUCCUCAGUGUCUCUCAUCGGAUGUCCUACCCUGAGCGUAGGCAGCUUUCCGUAGACUUGAGAACUGUGGUCGACCAGAUUCGAAAAGUUCCCAAUCAAACCUCCUUCCGCUUUGCAAAUACCUUAGGGGGCGCGAUUUGUGACCAGCGUGCCGGAAUCCUCGGUCCAUUCAACGAGGAAAGCGACUUCAGUAGCCGGCUUCUUCCCGAAUAUACGCCCACAGAGACGAGAGAAGCCGCAGCUCUCGUUCAUACGCGUCCGCACAGGUCGUUCUUCACCCAUUCUGACCUGCACUGGACAAAUCUCAUGAUCAGUCGCGGAAAACUGAAUGGGAUUGUCGAUUGGGAAUAUGCCGGAUACUACCCCGAGUAUUGGGAGUUUACCAAAGCCAUGUACGGGAUCAUUAACCAUCCGGAGCUGGAGAAGAUUCAUUGGGACGCAUUCGGAGAUCUCUACAAAGACGAGCUGGAGAUCGAAAGACGACUAUGGUACGAAUCUCCAUUUGGUCUGUAACUUGGUG
Molecule: messenger RNA, 1687 nt
Organism: Aspergillus aculeatus ATCC 16872
Lineage: Eukaryota; Fungi; Ascomycota; Eurotiomycetes; Eurotiales; Aspergillaceae
Product: aminoglycoside phosphotransferase family protein
Exons: 5
Coding region: 1-1680 (559 amino acids)
Source: RefSeq, a predicted model, not a curated record